AGUUUAUGCAUUGGACAAUUAUAAGAGCCACAUCGGCCUUCUCCCGGAACACUCAAUCCUCUCGAUCGUCUUUAAGCUUCUUCCGUCCGAUACUUCACUACCGCUCACUGAUGACUACCCCCUCAGAGGAACCCAAUACCGCAACAGCAGUGCCUGUCACUAACGACUCGACUGAGACUCCUCAGAAGCUCCCCGCCCACGAGCGUAAGCGUUUGGCCCGCGAGGCCAAGGCCAAGGCCGCUGCUGCUAAGAAGGCCGAGCGUGAGGCUAAGAUGGCCGCACAGAAGGCGGCCAAGGCUGAUAAGGUCAGCGAUGAGGAUCUGGACCCCACUCAGUACCGGAACAACCGUUUGGGUGAACUCGACGCCAUCCGAGCCUCUGGCCGAGAGGCAUACCCUCACAAGUGGCCUGUUGAUUCCACUAUUGCUGAGGUUACUCAGAAGUACACCGAUCUUGAGGCUGGUCAGCACACCGGCGAUGUUGUUUGCUUAGCUGGUCGCGCCAUGUCCAAGCGUGAGAGCGGCAAGCAUAUGGUUUUCUACGAUCUCUGGGAGGAUGGCCAUAAGAUUCAGGUCAUGUCCGUCGCCCAAGAUUGGACCGGCGAUGUUGACUUCGCCACGGCUCACAAGGAGGUCCAUCGCGGUGACAUUAUCGGUGUUAAGGGUGUUGUCGGCAAGUCCAAGCGUGGUGAGCUCUCUAUCUUCCCUUCGGAGAUUCGCCUUCUUUCCACCUGCAUGCAUAUGCUCCCUAAGGCCCAAUUCGGCCUCAAGGACCAGGAGGUUCGCUUCCGACAGCGAUAUCUCGAUCUCAUCAUGAACCCUCAUGUGAGAGAGACCUUCCAAAGACGAUCUCAGAUCAUCGGCUAUAUCCGCAGUUUCCUGGGUAACCGUGGCUUCAUGGAGGUCGAGACUCCCAUGAUGAACAUGAUUGCCGGUGGUGCUUCGGCCAAGCCCUUCAUCACUCAUCACAACGAACUCGAUCUCGACUUGUACAUGCGUAUCGCUCCCGAGCUCUACCUCAAGAUGCUCGUCGUUGGCGGCCUUGAUCGUGUUUUCGAAAUCGGCAAGAACUUCCGUAACGAGGGUAUUGAUCUUACUCAUAACCCCGAGUUCACCUCGUGCGAGUUCUAUAUGGCUUAUGCUGAUUACAACGAUCUCAUGAACAUGACUGAGGAGAUGAUCUCUGGCAUGGUGAAGUCUAUCUUCGGCACCUAUAUGGUUACCUUCCACCCUGAGGGCCCUGAGGGUCCCGCUAAGGAGAUCAACUUCGCUCCUCCAUGGAAGAGAGUGUCCAUGGUCGAGGAGAUUGAGCGCCAAGCCGGUGUGUCUCUCAACCGCGACUUCGCCGCCGAGGAAGCCCGGCAGCAGUUGGACGACUUAGCGAGCAAGUUCGAUGUGGAGUGCCCUGCUCCCAGGACUUCCGCUCGCCUUCUCGACAAGCUCUGCGGGUUCUUCAUUGAGGACAAGAUUGUGAGCCCCACCUUCAUUACUGAGCAUCCCCAGAUCAUGUCGCCUCUCGCCAAGUGGCACCGAUCCAAGCCUGGUCUCACAGAGAGGUUCGAGGGUUUCAUCAUGGGUAAGGAGAUCUGCAAUGCUUACACGGAGUUGAACGAUCCUGUGAAGCAGUUGGCUUGCUUCACCGCCCAGGCCCAGGCCAAGGCUGAGGGCGAUGACGAGGCUUGUGAUGUUGACAAUGGUUUCGUCACUGCAUUGGAGUAUGGUCUCCCUCCUACUGGUGGCUGGGGUCUUGGUGUUGACAGACUCUGCAUGUUCCUUACGGAUAACAUUAACAUCAAGGAGGUUAUCCUCUAUCCCGCUAUGAAGCCCAUAGUUAACAAGCCCGCUGAAGGCGAACAGCAGCAGCAACAGGAGUAAAUAGCUUGUUUAUAAGGAUUCAUUCCACUACGUUGAUUGAUGGGGAGGUGGCCUUUAGACGGAAGUUUCUGUCUGUUCCUGUUUUCACAAGACAUCCGAUGCCUCUGUUACAUAGCUACACUAUCUUCA
Molecule: messenger RNA, 2003 nt
Organism: Perkinsus marinus ATCC 50983
Lineage: Eukaryota; Perkinsozoa; Perkinsida; Perkinsidae
Product: lysyl-tRNA synthetase, putative
Exons: 16
Coding region: 6-1874 (622 amino acids)
Biological process (GO): lysyl-tRNA aminoacylation
Cellular component (GO): cytosol; cytoplasm
Molecular function (GO): tRNA binding; ATP binding; lysine-tRNA ligase activity
Source: RefSeq, a predicted model, not a curated record